This is a messenger RNA of Globicephala melas (long-finned pilot whale), 3017 nucleotides long. Its product is annotated as kelch domain-containing protein 7B. The record is from RefSeq and is a predicted model, not a curated record. NCBI's taxonomy places the organism in Eukaryota, Metazoa, Chordata, Mammalia, Artiodactyla, Delphinidae. Gene Ontology annotation, molecular function: protein binding.
UGCCCCAGGCCCAUCCCCUGUCACAGCUGCAGCCCCUGGGCCUGCUAGUGGGUCAAGGCUUGCACCUCAGAAGCCCAGUGUGGUUCUCUGCAAGGGCAGUCAGGAGGGGCAGUUCUCAACUAGCUGGGGAAACCUUAUUUCGAUGGUUCUUAGGAGUCACCCCUUCCCCAGGCCAGAGAGGCCCCAAGGGACAGUCCCAAGGGCAGCUCUGGAGAGCCCCAGAGAUCCCAGCACUUCCACACCCUCUGAGAACAGAGAGUCUGGCUCUUCCCCUGAAGAGGCCGUCCCCAGCCGUGAGGACAGGCAUGGCUCGGCUGGACUGGUCACAGGGGCAGGCACAGGGGGCCUGGCUGAGGCUGGAGCUCGGCCAGAGCAGAGCAGCACCGAGACCAAGGAGGCUCCCACCGCAGGCCCUCCCUCAGGCCCAAGAGGGGAGAGAAUUGAGGAGAAACAUCCAGACUCGCUGCCAUCUGGAGCUGCAGAACCCAGGGCCCCCUCACGGCCACCGGAGCAGACCCAGCCUGGCUCUGCACCCUCCCCAGUUACAAGGCAGGACUCACAGCCUGUCCCCCGGCCACGGAAACGCAGCUUGUGCGAAAUAUCCCAGAGCUCUGAGCGUGAGGCCAGCCCAGCGGCCCCAGGGCAGCGCCGAGGACAGGAGCCCGGGGAGGGGCCCAGCCCUGCAGGCAGCGGGCAGGUCCUCACUGAGAAGCAGAAGGAGGCCCGAAAACUCAUGGUGUUUCUGCAGAGGCGGGGGGGCUGGGGGGUGGUGGAGGGGCCCCAGAAGCCCAGAUCCUCGGCGGCAGGGGCUCUGCAGCGAUGGCUGGACCUGGGCAGCUGCCUGGAGGCACUGGCCUUUGCCCAGCAGCACGGGGACCCCCGCCUGGCCCAGAAGACCUAUGCCUGGAUGAGUGACAAUCUGCUACACGUGCUGGGAGACCCGAGCCUCUACCGGCAGCUGAGUGGCGCUGACCGGGAGCGUAUCCUGAGCCUUCGGACCAGCCGGGGCCAGGCGGUGCUGGGGGUCCUCGUGCUGCCCAGCCUCUACCGGGUGAGCCGCUCGGGGCUCACAAGGGACCCUCGUGGGGUGGAAGAAACUCACGCGGUGCGGCCCGUGCCCCCGCCUCCCCGCACGUUCCUGUACGUGUUCCACCCCCGGGAGAACGCGUGGCGGCCCCUGACCCAGGUGCCCCAGGAGGCCCCGCUCCGGGGCUGCGGUCUCUGCACCCUGCACAACUAUCUGUUCCUGGCGGGGGGCAUCCGUGGAUCCGGUGCCGAGGCCGUCUGCUCCAACGAGGUCUUCUGCUACAACCCUCUGACCGACAUCUGGAGCCAGGUGCGGCCCAUGCGGCAGGCGCGUGCCCAGCUCAAACUGGUGGCGCUGGACGGGCUGCUCUACGCCAUUGGGGGCGAGUGUCUGUACAGCAUGGAGCGCUACGACCCGCGCACGGACGCCUGGACCUCCUGUGCGCCCCUCCCUGCAGGCAGCUUCCCCGUGGCUCACGAAGCUGUGGCCUGCCGGGGGGACAUUUAUGUUACCGGCGGCCACCUCUUCUACCGCCUGCUCAGGUACAGCCCCGCGAAGGACGCGUGGGACGAGUGCCCCUACAGUGCCAGCCACCGGCGGUCCAGCGACAUUGUGGCUCUGGGGGGCUUCCUGUACCGCUUCGACCUGCUGCGGGGCGUGGGCGCCGCGGUGAUGCGCUACAACACCGUGACAAGCUCCUGGAGCCGGGCCGCCUCCCUGCCCCUGCCCGACCCCGCCCCGCUCCGCUGCGCCGUGCUGGGCAACACCAUUUACUGCCUCAACCACCAGGUCACAGCCACCUUCAAGGUCUCCGAGGGAACCGCCCAGUUCCAGGCCAAGGAGCUAAAGCCUUUUCCCCCGGGGGCCAAAGGGGUCCUCUGCCCAUUCAUCCUGACGCUGCCCCCCGUGGACCCGCUGCAGACUGCCCUCUGAGUGGCUGCUGGAACGCCAGGGACUUCAGCACUGCUCUCCGGGGAGACCCUGGGGCGGAGUCUGAGGGCAGGAGGGGCACAGGGGCCCCUUGUUCCCGGGACAACUUCCCUUUUCUGUUCUAAUAAGGCUCCUGACUCCGCCUUCCACCCGCUCCCCUCCCCUAAGCCUGUCCCCUCAGAGCCCAGGCUCCCCGCACCUGGGAGCUGGUCGCUGGGUGUCCCUAGCCUGGUAUCCUACCUCCCACCACACCCAAGCUGCUUCCUUCCUCUAGGACUUAAUUCCCUCUCUGGUUACCCAGCGCCUCUGCUGGCUCACCCACCCUCCUCCAGACAGAGAUCCUCUCUCACAGCACCACCCCACUGCCUGGGAAUUACCUGCCUGUGGGACUCCCUGGGCUCCGAGAGCCUGACGUGUCCCUGGGCACCAGGACUUGGCCCACUGAGGAGCCUGGCAACCCCUGAGCCGAGGAAGGAGAUGGCUGGGAACACAUUCUGCUUCCUAGGGUCUGUCCCUGGGGCUCCAGGCCAGGCAAGGAGCCCUCAAGGGGGUGGGAAGGGGGACCAGGGAGCAAACAAGUCCCCAGGAAAACAUCCUUGCCUCUGGGACUUUCUACCUGUCCUGAGGCCUCUGGGAGCCUGGCUGGCUCUCCCCUGGAACAGCUCUGAAGCCCUCUUUUGUCUGACUGACCUCAAAGGCCUAGAACCCUUGUCUGUGAAAGCGCCCUGCUGGCUCUAGCCCCUGCCCAGACCCCAGCCCAGGCCGUGCAGGACCACUCAGCUCAUACCCCUCUGCAGCCUGGUGGGGUCUCUCCUGCCGGCUCAGCCCCUCCAGAAGCCCGCGCCACUUCCCGCCAGCCCCCUUCCUAGGUGAGGCCUGGGUUUCGCCCUCGUUCUGCCCCUUAUUAGCUGUGUGGAUUGGAAGAGACAUCUAACAUUGCUUUUCUUGUCUGAAACGGGGCUGUGAGAACAUCAGGACACACUCGAGAGUGCCCAGCCUGGUGCCCCAAAUACACAACUGGAUAACUAAUGUUCCCCCUUAUUCGCUUUGGAACUCACUG